UUGCGAGUCCCGCAGACGGUGACGGCGCUCCCGCCCGAGCGGCCCGGCCCGGCCCUCCCCCGCCCCGGCCCGGCCCCUGUCCCGUCCCGUCCCGUCCGUGCCAUGCCGAGCAGGGGAGAAUGAGGCUGGCCGCGCGGAGCCCCGGGGCCAGCCUGGCAGCCGGAUGCCUGGUGCUGCUGGGGCUGUGCGGGCGGGCUGCGGACGCCGCGGCUUGCCAUGGAUGUACAUCAUCAUCCAAAUGUGACUGUAGUGGUGUCAAAGGUGAAAAGGGUGAGAGGGGAUUCCCAGGUUUAGAAGGUCAGCCAGGUUUACCUGGGUUUCCAGGACCAGAGGGACCCCCUGGCCCUAGAGGUGGACAGGGUGAUGAUGGACUUCCAGGGCCUGUUGGACCCAAAGGAAUCAGAGGACCUCCAGGACUUCCAGGAUUUCCAGGAACACCAGGACUUCCUGGAUUACCAGGGCAAGAUGGGCCACCAGGACCCACAGGUAUCCCAGGAUGCAAUGGAACAAAGGGAGAACAUGGAUUCCCAGGAAGUCCAGGUUUUCCAGGUUUACAAGGCCCUCCUGGACCCCCUGGCUUUCCAGGUAUGAAGGGUGAACCUGGUGAAAUAAUUGUGUCCUCGCUUCCAGGACAGAAAGGUGACUCAGGAUUCCCAGGUCUUCCAGGGAUACCAGGUCCACCUGGUCCCAUUGGUACAUCAGGUCCGAUUGGUCCUCCUGGGCCACCAGGUUUGACAGGCCCUCCUGGUCCACCAGGGCUUCAAGGACCUAAGGGUAAUAUGGGAUUGAAUUUUCAAGGACCCAAGGGUGAAAAGGGUGAACGAGGCCUUCAGGGACCUCCCGGACCUCCAGGACAAAUAGGAGAACAGAAGAGACCAAAUGAUGUUGAGUUCCAGAAAGGAGAUCAGGGUGCACCAGGUGAACGUGGUCCAUCAGGACCUCCUGGGCCACAAGGUCCUCCUGGUCCCCCCGGUGGCAUGAAAGGCGAAAAAGGUGAGCCAGGAGAUCCAGGCAAAAGAGGGAAGCCUGGCAAAGAUGGAGAACCUGGCCAGCCUGGUAGAAACGGUUCACCUGGUGAGCCAGGUAUAAAUGGGGAGCCAGGAAGAGAUGGGGAAAAGGGUGAGAAAGGUGAAAGUGGUCCUCCUGGUCCUCCUGGAAGGAUAAUUUCAAGACCAGGAAAUGGUGCAACAGUGGGACCAAAAGGUAGCAAAGGAUUGUCAGGUCUUCCAGGAUCCAAAGGGGAACGUGGAUAUCCUGGCUUGCCAGGUCCUCCAGGAUUGCCAGGUCCUCCAGGAAUCACAACUCUUGGCCCUCCUGGCCCACCUGGAUUGCCAGGUGAGAGAGGACAGAAGGGGGAUCAGGGUUUACCUGGAAUUUCCAUACCUGGACAGCCUGGACUCGAUGGACAACCUGGACCACCUGGACCGCCAGGUCCCCCUGGACGUCCUGGAUCAGCUGUUCCUUCUCGAAAUGGAUUAUGUGAGCCAGGGCCCCCAGGUCCUCCAGGUCCUCCAGGAGACCAAGGCUUUAUGGGGGAGCAAGGCCAGAAAGGUGAUAAGGGAGAUACAUGCUUCAAUUGUAUAGGAAAUGGCAUAUCAGGGCCUCCUGGGGAGAGGGGACCGGUUGGACCUCCAGGUAGCCUAGGACCUCCUGGUUUCCCUGGACCAAAAGGUGAAAAAGGACUUCCUGGCUUAGCUGGGCUGGAAGGGCAACGAGGAUUUCCAGGACCUCCAGGUGCCCCUGGGCGACCUGGUCCCAAAGGGGACCCAGGGGACAUCCUCACUUUUCCAGGAAUGAAGGGUGAAAAAGGAGACCCUGGUUUCCCAGGACCUCCAGGUCUUCCUGGUAUAGAUGGGUCUCCUGGACGAGAUGGACUGCCAGGUCUUCCUGGACCCAAAGGGGAGUCUGGUAGUGUUGUCUUCAAAGGGGAAAUGGGGCCUCUAGGUGAUCCAGGAGUACCAGGUCUUCCUGGAGACAGAGGACCUAUCGGACCUCCUGGUUUUGGCCCUCAAGGUCCACCAGGUGAAAAAGGCAUUCAGGGUGUAUCCGGUCGUCCAGGCCCCCCAGGAGUUCCUGGUCCAAAAGGUGAGCCUGGUCAGACUCUUACAGAACAAGGAGUUCCAGGUGCCCCUGGUCCUCCCGGCAGAAAUGGUGAACCAGGUCUUCCAGGUGACCCUGGUCAGCCAGGUCAGUCUGGCUUACCAGGCAUCCCAGGUGCAAAGGGAGAGCCAGGUCUGCCUGGCAUUGGACUUCCAGGCCCACCAGGGCCAAAAGGUUUCCCUGGAGUGCCUGGCCCACCUGGAGCACCAGGAAGCCCUGGACGACCUGGUCUAGAUGGGCCACCCGGACAGCCUGGUUUCCCAGGACAGAAGGGGGAACGUGGAUUUGGUGUCCCAGGACCCCCAGGACCUCCAGGGCCAGUGGGUCCAAAAGGACUACUGGGACCCAAAGGGGAUCCUGGCUUUCCAGGAAGCCCUGGUCUUCCAGGACGGGCAGGUUUUGAUGGAGCUCCAGGGCCAAAAGGUGACCCUGGACCAAGUGGAUCACCAGGGCUCUCAGGUCCACCAGGGUUCCCCGGCAUUGGUGGUCAAGGUCCACCCGGACCACCUGGACCUCCAGGACCUUCAGGGCCACCAGGACCCCAGGGUGUUCCAGGGGAGAAGGGGGAUCCUGGUCCCCCAGGGUUCGACAUUCCUGGUCCUCCAGGUGACAGAGGUAUUCCAGGAUUUCCUGGACCUCCUGGUCUUCUGGGUCCACCAGGUCCACCAGGUCCACCGGGACGGGAUGGAAUACCAGGAUUUGCAGGUGCCAAAGGUGAGAUGGGUGUGAUGGGAGCUCCAGGUCCACAAGGCCCUCCUGGCAUUCCUGGACGAAAUGGCCUUCCUGGCCCCAAAGGCAAUGAUGGUUUACCAGGUCAGCCGGGAUCACCUGGAUUUGAUGGACUAAAAGGUGUCAAAGGUGAAACAGGCCUCCCAGGUGCCCCUGGGAAAGUUGAUCCAAGUCAGCUGGGAUCAAAAGGAGAGAAGGGUGAGCCAGGUGUCCCAGGUAUUUCUGGAAUACCAGGUCAGAAAGGUUAUCAAGGGCUCCCUGGUGACCCAGGGCCACCUGGCCUUAAUGGGCAGCCAGGUACACCAGGAUUACCAGGUCUGAAAGGAGAGCCUGGGCUGCCAGGACAACCAGGACUAACAGGCCCUCCGGGACUAAAAGGUGCCAUGGGAGAGAUGGGGCUUCCAGGGCCCCAAGGUAUUAAAGGCUCCCAAGGAACAGCAGGACGCCCUGGCCCAUCUGGUCCUCCUGGAAUUCCUGGGUUAAAGGGAGAGAAAGGUGACCCAGGGCUUUCAGACAUUGGCAUCCCAGGCCUCCCUGGUCCCAAGGGGGAUCCUGGUUUGCCUGGAUACCCUGGUAGCCCUGGCAGCAAAGGAGUAGCUGGAAAUCCUGGUUUGCCUGGAUUGCCAGGCAGUGCUGGUACAAAAGGAGAACCAGGCCUUCCUGGAUUUUCAGGAACACCAGGAAUUCCAGGACCAAAAGGAAUCGAUGGCCCUCCAGGUAAUCCUGGUCUGCCUGGGUCGCCUGGGUCACCAGGUGAUGUUGGCCGCCCUGGCUCUCCAGGUUCUCCAGGAGAGAAAGGACAACCAGGUCGAGAUGGUAUUCCUGGACCAGCUGGACAGAAGGGUGAACCGGGUCUCCCAGGUUUUGGGCGCCCAGGACCUCCAGGACUCCCAGGAUUAUCAGGGCAGAAGGGUGAAAUGGGAUUGCCUGGUCCUCCAGGAGUCCCUGGACGUCCAGGUCUAAAGGGUGAACCAGGUUUCCAGGGAUUCCCUGGUCCUCAAGGUCCAGCAGGUCUACCAGGCCCCCCUGGGCCACCUCUGGAAGGUCCUAAAGGUAGUCCUGGCCCCCAAGGCAUACCAGGAACAUCAGGUCCACCAGGUCCGGAAGGUCCCCGAGGACCCCCGGGAAGUGGAGGACUUCAAGGGGAAAAAGGAAACCCAGGUCCGCCUGGCCAGCCUGGCCUGCCUGGUCUGAAAGGAGAUCAAGGACCCCAUGGUCGUCAGGGUGAUCCUGGUCGUCCUGGUCUGAAUGGAAUGAAAGGUGACCCUGGGGUUCCAGGCGUUCCAGGUUUUCCAGGUAUGAAGGGGCCCGUUGGACCUCCAGGACCAGUCGGCCUUACAGGUAGUCAGGGCCCAGCAGGCCCACCAGGUCCACCAGGCUUACCUGGCCCCACUGGACAAACCCUUGUAUAUAAAGGUGAUCCAGGUCCUCCCGGUGCUCCAGGCCAACCUGGAGCCAAAGGGCCACCUGGAUUGCCAGGCCCACAAGGACUUCCAGGCCCAAUAGGACUUCCUGGGGAUGCUGGGCGAGAUGGACUCCCCGGGUUUGAUGGUCCAGCAGGGCGCAAAGGUGACAAAGGACUUCCUGGCCAUCCAGGUUCACGAGGUUUACAGGGGCCCCCUGGUCCGGACGGCUUGCAAGGCCCACCAGGUCCUCCUGGAGCAGCCUCUGUUGCUCACGGAUUCCUGAUAACUCGACACAGCCAGACGACAGAUGCACCAUUGUGCCCACAAGGAACAGCAAGGCUGUACGACGGAUUUUCUCUUCUCUAUGUCCAGGGAAAUGAGAGAGCCCAUGGCCAGGACUUGGGCACUGCCGGUAGCUGUCUGCGCAGGUUUAGCACCAUGCCCUUCAUGUUCUGUAACAUCAACAAUGUUUGCAAUUUUGCAUCAAGAAAUGAUUAUUCCUACUGGCUAUCCACUCCAGAACAAAUGCCCAUGAGCAUGGAGCCGCUGACUGGGAAGAGUAUCCAGCCAUUCAUUAGCCGAUGCGUAGUAUGUGAAGCUCCAGCCAUGGUCAUAGCAGUCCAUAGUCAGACCAUUCAAAUACCAUCGUGUCCACUAGGAUGGGAUUCUCUUUGGAUUGGUUAUUCUUUCAUGAUGCACACAAGUGCAGGUGCAGAGGGCUCUGGACAGGCCUUAGCAUCUCCAGGAUCCUGUUUGGAAGAAUUUCGCUCAGCCCCUUUUAUUGAGUGUCACGGGCGUGGUACUUGUAAUUACUAUGCCAACUCGUACAGUUUCUGGCUGGCAACUGUAGAGAUGUCAGAAAUGUUUAGUAAACCUCAGUCAGAGACACUGAAAGCUGGAGACCUGAGGACACGUGUUAGCCGUUGCCAAGUUUGUAUGAAGAGGACGUAACAUCCUGGAGAUUUUUUGUGAAACAAUUAAAUUCCUCGGGUGCACUCUCCUCCAGCUGCAACAAUGGUGCUACUGUGCAGAAAGAACAAAGCAAAUCCAAACUGUUUAACUGAUUCAGGUGUGCCUCGCCAAAGUGCCAAACCAAGGGCUGCUUGGUGCGUGUUGGACAAAAGGAUUGAGACAAGGACUUGACCUCUUGAAAAUGGAAGAGAUGCUGGAGGUUACAAAGGAUCAGAAGAUGAAGUUUUAAUUUCUCUCCCAGUAUCAAAAUGGCACCCACCUUUCUGAUCAACCAAGAGAAAAAAAACAAAACAAGCCACAUGGCACUGAGUAUGUUGAAAGUAACAAGACUGCAGUUCUGAAAAACAUUUUCAUGGUGCUACUAACCCUACCAUAUCCCAGGUUUUUAAUAUGAAAUGUUAAGCUUAUUUCUCUUUGUAAGUAAUGAAAUGUGUAUAUUGUGUAAACACCUUUUAGUUCACAGUUCCAGUCAUUUAGACACAAGCCAGCCUAAAAUCACUGUUCAAAAAAAGUGUAUACUCCCCUCCUCCCCAAAUCUACUUUUUAAAUAUCCGACAGGACUUUAUAUCCAAUCUAUGGCAAUGGGAGAACCUAUACCUCUUGUACCAAACUACUACUGAUUUUUUAAAUUUAAAUUCUUCCCCUAAGUGCCAGUCAGACUUCCUUCGGGAAACGUACAAUAAUUCUGUAGUCCUUUUGAUCAGAGUUUUCAGCGUUUUACUGUACACCAUGCUAUCAGUGGUUUUAUUUGUGCUUAGAAAUCCCGGACCAUUUUAAAAGGACUUUUUGUAUUCUGUGAAAAUAUGUGAAAUGCUUAGCCAUAUCUAUAUCCUUUUUUGAAUAAAUCAAGUCAUAGUCAGUUUAGCAGUAGCCGGUCUGGUUCAGCAAAUAUACCCCUUGGAAAUAUCCAAAUACCAAAGCAAUUAAGAUUAUGCUUACAAAAAAACCCUCUCUUUACUCCGAAGUGAGAUUAAUAUAUAUAUAUAUAUAUAUAUAUAUAUAUAACCCAGAAUAGCUGUACACUCUGAAAAACCUUAUGAAUGAAAUAAAGCAAGAACUGGUAAAACAGCUUUUUCAUAAUAUUUACAAGUUAAUCUUUUGAUCGGUCUCAUGUGAAUUGUAUUGAUACACAGCCAGUUUACACAAUGCAACAGCUUUUGUGUAUGUAUAGUUCACGUAAGGCCAUGAAAGAUGGUGCGGUUCCUUGUUUAUUGCAUUAUUAUUAUGUAAGAAUCCUGCUGUGCGUGUCCUAGAUUGUCACAACUUGUGCAAUAGCUGAAAAGAAGUGGUCACUUUUUUGAACACUGCCUGUGAUUGUUCUGUUUCUGUGGUCAAUACUGUUUCUUGCACUUAUGUAUAAGCAUUUAGGGCUCCCCAGCAAAGGGAGUGUCUGCUUGUUUAUUUUCCAGAUGGUCAAUCUCUUUCUUAAUAUUUUAAUUGUAUUUCCCACUUGCACCAUUUAUUAGCACAAACUUAGCCUGAGAAUUUCUAUACUGCUUUAUAAAGGUGAAGUAUUUUUCAGCUAACUUUGAGUAAUGUUAACUAAUUUAUCUAUGAGCAUGCUAAUGGCUAUUCUGCCUCUGCUCCUCCACUUCUGCCACCACCCAAGAGCUAGAUACUUACUGACUUUUAGAUAUAUAGAGGUAAUCUAUCCUUGCUGAAAGCCAAGACAUAGGAUUGAGCUUGCUGAGCUAGAUGGCAAAAGGUCUGAAAAUAAGUUGAGUGGUGACUUCGAACGCAUUUGAGUAAGUAUGAAAAUGGUCAUUAUACUAAAGUUUACAUUAAAAUAGAAAAGCUUCCUUUGGUGUGCUUGAAAUGUAAAGUGUAGUUUGUGGGCCUCUCAUUUUGUUUCUACUCUUGACCCCUUGGUCUUAUGCUGACAGAAGGCUCUUCUGCCUGUUACCUGCAAAGGAAGUGGGGAAAUCAGCCACAUGCUUCCUUCAACUUGAAGUUCUCUCUCAUAAAACAAACUCAAGCAGAACCAGCUGCUUCUGCUGCAGUCCCCAAGCCAGAAAACUGCUAACCAUAACUCCUUCCCUUCCAGCCUUAACACUUUAACUUACUGCUGCUUCCUGAAAGCCUUGCAUCAUGCCCUAAAAGUCCACACAGUCAGAAUGUUUUGGAGCCAUCAGGAAAUAGGUUGCAAGUUAAUGGCCCAUCAGGAGGAUGCCUUCCCAGCAAGCCCUGGUUUUUGUUUUAUUUUCCAAUACCAAAUCAACUGAGUGCUUGUACUGGUAACAGCUGAGCAGGGGGGCAGGGUGGCAGCCUCUCAAGUGUUCUUGUAUUUGGGAACCUGUUGAAAAGCAGGAGCAGGGCUCCAGAGUUCUACAUGCAAUUUUCUAUACCGUGGGUUUAUACUCUGCAGCAUUUAAAACCCUAAUAUUUGAACAUCAGUAAAUCAUAGUAAGUAUAGUUCCAAGGCUAGCAGUGGCUAAACCACUUACUUCCCGGUUCCUACCUGUGAGUGGCGAAGCUGCUUCCCUCUAGUUCCAGAUACCUAUGAAAUAUCCUACUUAGAAUGAAAGACAGCAGAUGAGCAGCACAUUGGUUCAUGCUGUUUAGUUGCCAACCCUGCCUGGUGCAUAAGCUGCUCUGUUUUGUAUGUCAUUUCUGCCAUGAAGUACAGAGAAAUGCUAGAACUCAAAGCCUAAGCAAGUUGAGCUUGACAUUGUUUUAUUCAAAGAAAAACAAAGCCCUAAAGAUGAAAGAUGGGUUUGUAGUUCUUGGUUUAGUUCUCACCUCUGCUGCUGAUUCCCUGCGACUGUAGACAAAUCAUUGAAUCUCUCUGGGUUUUAGUUUCUCAGUUCUAAAAUGGAGAGGAUUACGAUGUUCUCCCACCUUUCGUCUUACUCGCUUAGAUUGUAAGCUCUAUUGAGCAGAUACGUCUCUUAUUACAUGUAUGUGCAACAACAGGGGCCCAGUCUUGGAUGGGACCUCGAGGUGCUAUCGUAACACAAAAAUCAUUAAACCAGAGGUAAUCCCU
Messenger RNA from Alligator mississippiensis (American alligator), 8190 nucleotides. RefSeq names its product collagen type IV alpha 5 chain (gene COL4A5). Gene Ontology annotation, cellular component: basement membrane; collagen trimer. Gene Ontology annotation, molecular function: extracellular matrix structural constituent. The transcript is spliced from 51 exons. The coding region runs from base 120 to 5186 and encodes 1688 amino acids. The record is from RefSeq and is a predicted model, not a curated record. Lineage: Eukaryota; Metazoa; Chordata; Crocodylia; Alligatoridae.